AUGUUAAUUGACUGGUUAGUAUGUGGAGUUAACGAAGACCAUAUACAGAGACGGUUGUUGGCGGAAUCGACACUCGAUUUAAAACGGGCACUGGAUAUUGCUAUUGGGAUGGAAACAGCUGCGAAAGACAUGCGUGACUUGAAGCGUGAUGCAAUCGACAGUCAAAAUAGGAUGCAUAAAUUACAGGGUAGAAUGAACAAGGACAACAAUGUUAAUGACGAGUAUUCCUGUUUUCGUUGUGGAGGUAAACAUAACCCAGAGGACUGCCAUUUUAAAAACAAAACAUGUCACAAAUGCGGAAAAAUUGGUCACAUCUCAAGGGUUUGCCGAAGUACGAAGAAAGAUCAAAGUGCUGGUCGACAAAUGAGAGGAUACCGAUCGAAAUUUCAAAACUUUCAAGCGAACAAGGUGGAGCAAGCAAGUUGAGGGCGAACCAGAGGAGACUUGUAAUUUUUUUCAACAUAUCGAAUUCAUCGACAAAAAUACUGCCGUAUCAAGAGAAAUUUAACGUGAAUGGUCAAAAUGUUGACAUGGAAAUCGAUACGGGGCAUCUUUAUCGGUGAUCAAUCGCGAAACGUACGAGUCCCUACGCCAAGGAAAUGAGAACUUGGUGUUGAAAGAGAGUAAAGUGAUCCUACAUACCUACACAGGCGAACGUGUUAGUCCAUUGGGAAUUCUAGAAGUAACCGUAAAAUAUGGCAACCAAACCCGUCCAUUGCCACUGUUGGUGUUAGCCGGUACCGGGCCUUAUCUGUGUGGUCGCAAUUGGCUAGAAAGUAUCCAUCUCGAUUGGUCAAGCAUUCGACGCCUGGGGAACGUGAAUUUGGAGGAUGUGUUGAAAAGGUAUGAUCAUUUGUUCAAUGAAGAAUUGGGUAUGUUGCAUGGUAUCAAAGCAAAGAUACAUCUCAAACCAAUGACAGAACCUACCUUCUACCAAGCUCGUAGUGUGCCGUAUUCAAUGCGGAGUAAAAUUGAAAAGGAACUAGAGAGGUUAGAAAGGGAAGGGACAAUCGAAGCGGUGCAGUAUUCAGAGUGGGCCAACCCCGGUAGUACCCGUUAUCAAGCCAGAUGGGAGUGUGAGGUUAUGCGGGGAUUACAAACUGACUGUAAAUCAAGCUUCUCGCCUAGAUGCAUAUCCGAUACCCAAGAUAGAGGAACUACAUAA
Paramuricea clavata is the source of this 1165-nucleotide messenger RNA. Lineage: Eukaryota; Metazoa; Cnidaria; Anthozoa; Malacalcyonacea; Plexauridae. The record is from the annotation of a GenBank genome assembly.